Messenger RNA from Suhomyces tanzawaensis NRRL Y-17324, 567 nucleotides. RefSeq names its product kinase-like protein. Gene Ontology annotation, cellular component: plasma membrane; cytoplasm. The transcript has a single exon. NCBI's taxonomy places the organism in Eukaryota, Fungi, Ascomycota, Pichiomycetes, Serinales, Debaryomycetaceae. The record is from RefSeq and is a predicted model, not a curated record. Gene Ontology annotation, molecular function: 1-phosphatidylinositol 4-kinase activity. Bases 1 to 567 code for a protein of 188 amino acids. Gene Ontology annotation, biological process: phosphatidylinositol phosphate biosynthetic process; phosphatidylinositol-mediated signaling.
AUGGCUACUCAAAUACUUUACUUCCAAGUUCGGACCGGAAGAGUCAAUGGAAUUCCAGGAAGCAAGAACAACUUCAUCAAAUUCCUCGCCGCAUACUCGAUCGCAUCGUAUCUACUCCAAUUCAAAGACAGAUAUAAUGGUAACAUUAUGUACGACGAUCAAGGACACGUUUCGCACAUUGAUUUUGGUUUCUGUUUCGAUAUAGUUCCUGGAGGAGUUAAGUUUGAGGUUGCGCCAUUCAAGCUUACAUAUGAAAUGAUUGUGGUGAUGGGAGGAAACCAGAACACCCAGGUUUUCAGAUGGUUUGAGGAAUUGUGUAUCAAAGGAUACUUGGCGUGUCGCCCAUAUAUGGACACGAUUGUUAGAUAUGUGACACCCAUGUUGGAGAGUGGAUUGCCAUGCUUCAAAGAGACCACCAUUAAGAAUCUUAGAAGCAGAUUUGUGCCUAGCAAAGGUGAAAAGGAUGCUAGUGUGCACAUGAGAGGUUUGAUCAGAAAGUCGAUGGAGAGUUAUUACACCAAAGGCUAUGACGAGUUCCAAAGACUCACCAAUGGUAUUCCGUAUUAG